This is a messenger RNA of Hemicordylus capensis (graceful crag lizard), 13112 nucleotides long. RefSeq names its product ASXL transcriptional regulator 3 (gene ASXL3). The transcript is spliced from 12 exons. NCBI's taxonomy places the organism in Eukaryota, Metazoa, Chordata, Lepidosauria, Squamata, Cordylidae. The coding region runs from base 406 to 7119 and encodes 2237 amino acids. The record is from RefSeq and is a predicted model, not a curated record. Gene Ontology annotation, biological process: positive regulation of transcription by RNA polymerase II; animal organ morphogenesis. Gene Ontology annotation, molecular function: peroxisome proliferator activated receptor binding; DNA binding; chromatin binding. Gene Ontology annotation, cellular component: PR-DUB complex.
UGAAGAGAGGGUCUCCAGCAGCUCUCGCGAGAUCUUUGGGAGCUCUUUCUUUUCUGUGCGUCUCGUGCGGUUUGCUCGCGAGCACGACUGCCUUGGCUGGGAUGUUUUGUGCAGUCGCCAUUCCCUUGUGUGACGUCACAGUGCAUUGUUGUGACUUGCGUAGCGGAGCAUCCCUCAAGCUGUCAGCUGUGUCGCCGCCGCCGCCGCGGGAGCGCGAGCCCAAGCCGGCCCAGCGCUCCCUCUCCUUGUCGCUCCUCCGCCCCUCCCUCAGGGGUUCUAGAACUCCACGUCACCGUGUCAUUGUCUGUGCGGGACCCUCGGGUUCCCCCUCCUUCCCCCCACCCCCUCCCUGCACGUUCCGUCCCGCCCCCGCCCCCUCUAGAGCCAUCUCAAUGAGAUGCAAACAUGAAAGACAAGAGGAAGAAGAAGGACCGCACCUGGGCCGAGGCUGCCCGCCUGGCACUGGAAAAACACCCCGACUCGCCGAUGACUGCAAAGCAAAUAUUGGAAGUAAUUCAGAAAGAAGGGCUGAAAGAAACAAGUGGGACUUCUCCAUUAGCUUGUCUGAAUGCAAUGCUUCAUACUAACACUCGUGUAGGUGAUGGGACAUUCUUCAAAAUCCCUGGCAAGGCAGGACUCUAUGCUCUCAAAAAGGAAGAUUCUACAUGCCCAGCAGAUGGAACAUUGGAUUUAGGUUGUGAAUCUGAGUUGGAGGGCACUGAAAUGGCUGACACACACAAUAGCAAUGGAGAAGAAAAUGGAGUUUGCCCAAAGCAAACAUCUGAAGAAGUGUCUUCCAUUCGGGACUCAAGCCUUACAAAUGCACAAAUGCAAAGCAAGCUAGUGUCUUCCUUCCAGCAGCACACCAAAAAGGCACUUAAACAGGCUUUGAGACAGCAGCAGAAAAGAAGAAAUGGAGUCUCAAUGAUGGUAAACAAGACUGUUCCUCGUGUUGUUUUGACACCAUUAAAGGUGUCUGAUGAGCAGUCGGAUUCACCUUCAGGAUCUGAAUCUAAAAAUGGUGAAGCAGACAGUUCUGAUAAAGAAAUGAAACAUGGGCAAAAAUCUCCAACCGGAAAACAAAUGAGCCAGCACUUAAAGAGAUUAAAAAAAUCUGGUUUAGGACACUUGAAAUGGACCAAAGCCGAGGAUAUUGAUAUAGAAACUCCAGGUUCCAUUCUCGUGAACACUAACCUGAGGGCUUUAAUAAACAAACACACGUUUCUUUCCUUACCUCAGCAUUUCCAACAAUACCUCCUCCUCUUGCUUCCAGAGGUAGACAGACAGAUGGGAAGUGAUGGAGUUUUGCGCCUCAGUAGUUCCGCUCUAAAUAAUGAAUUCUUUGCAUAUGCAGCACAAGGGUGGAAACAACGAUUGGCAGAAGGAGAAUUUACUCCUGAAAUGCAAUUGCGUAUCAGACAAGAGAUAGAAAAAGAAAAGAAAACUGAACCCUGGAAAGAAAAGUUCUUUGAAAGAUUUUAUGGAGAAAAAUUGGGAAUGUCAAUAGAAGAAUCUAUGAAGCUAACUUCUGUACAGAACAAUAAUGAAGAUGAAGACAGUUCACUCUGCGGACCUUCUGAUUUGCCUGGUCCUUCCAGGGAGGCAGCUUUUGAUGACCAUGAAGAGAAAAACAACCAGCUAUCACCACUGCCAGAGAGAGAAUUCUCUCAAUCCCUUUGCAACAUGGAACAUGUUCCAUCCAAGGAUCUAAUAGCAGAAACAGAAGACAUUUUAAUACCUGAAGAAUCUGUCAUUCAGGAGGAGAUUGCUGAGGAGGUUGAGACAAGUAUCUGUGAAUGUCAGGAGGAGAACCAUAAAGCAGAACAUGUGAAUUCUGAACAACCAGUUAGCCCAAUUGGUACAAAUGAAGACUCAGAAUCAUUGCCACUUACAGGAAACUCUGAAUCCUGUGCUGUGAUGAACAAUGCAGUAGGCACUUUGUCUCAUGUUGAAAUUAAAGUGGAAGAGAAAUUGGAGUAUCCUCAGGAAGAAAUGUCAGUCAUGACUGAUCAACUGGAAAGCAGCCUAUCACCUUCACAGUCUGCUUCAUCUACAAACUCUCUUAGUAAUAUGGAGGAAAAAGACCUGGAUUCCACAAAAGAGCUAAGUCCUCAUGGAAAAUAUUCCCCAGUCCUCAAUGGUUCCUUAUUCACAGGUGGAAGUGUUGCUGUACAUAUGGAGCUGCAAAGUGACCCUGAUGAACAGUCAUCUGAAAAUGCCUGUAUUUCGGAAACAUCCUUUUCCUCUGAAAGCCCAGAGGAACCAUGUGUCAGUAUUGCUUCUCCUGGUGGUGACACACAAUCUACUUCAGAGGAACCUUGUACUCCAGUAUCUCUGGAAACAGCUUGUUCAUCUGAUGUGUCCUGCACAGAAAAUACUGAAGCUGAUAGUCAACAAAAACCUAUUGAUGAUAAUCUGAAUACAUCGAUGUCUGAAGUAUCUCCAAUGCCUGCCUCACCUGUAAUCUCUGAAGCAUCUCUGAUGUCAAAUUUGCCUUUGACUUCAGAGGCAUCACCAGUUUCAAACUUAGCUUUGCCAUCAGAAACCUCACCAAUGUCUGAUUUGCCCUUAACAUCUGAAACCUCUUCAGUAUCUUCUGUUCUUCUAGCUUCAGAAACAUCUCACUCAAACAGCUUACCACUACCUUCAGAAACAUCACCACUUUCUAAUUCCCCAAUGAGUGAAAGAUUUAUUCUGCAGCAAAGAAAAUCACCAUGUUUGUCUGAAGAAUCUCUGUCACCACUGAAAGAAGAAGCUCCUGUCAUUCCUAAUGUUUCUCAAGAGGAGAGUCUUGUUUCACAACAGAAACAGCUCCAGGGUGUUCCUGAAGGCAUGAAAGCUGCCAUGUCUGAAACUUCAGCAGUAGAAGAGCCCCAGUCUAGAAACCUUACUAAUCAACCAUGUAGAUCACAUACUGAAAUAGAAAAAUCUUUCAUUUCUUCUAUUGCAGAACAUUCUUCUCCAGAAGUGAUAAAAAUUAGAAACCACAGUGCUCAGCAAAGAACUGAAAAAAAAGGUACAGUCUCUCAACUGGAAGUGUCAGUUCUGACAGAAGUGGCAGGGUGCAAAAAUAGUGAUUCUCUUCCAUCUAAAUCACAUGAUAAACUAUAUACCUCAUUAUCAUCAUCAGAAAAGUUGUUGUUCCCAGAAGCAGGAAGAAAUAAGUCUCAUAAACUUCAAGGGACUGCACAGAAUCGGUUUGAAGGUUCAUAUUCUUCAAAGUCAUCAGAACCCACCAAGUCACCUGAGCUCAGAAGUGAAAGUAGAGACCUGGAGAUCCCAAAAAGGAAGACUGCUGAACACCAUAGUCUUGGAAUCUCCAAAGAGAAGCGAGCUAGAAUUGAAGAUGACCAAUUUCAUCGUAAUGCAUCAACAAGUUCAUCUGAGAGAGAGCCACCACCUAGAGAAGAGCCCAAAGUCCCACCUCUUAAGAUUCAGCUUUCAAAAAUCGGCCCACCUUUUAUUAUCAAGAGCCAGCCUGUUUCCAAACUAGAGCCUAGGGCUUCUCCAACUACAUCAGUCAGCAGUGGGAGGAACACAGGGGCUAGAACACUGGCAGAUAUCAAAGCAAGAGCCCAGCAAGCUAGAGCCCAGAGGGAGGCGGCAGCUGCUGCUGCAGUGGCAGCCGCUGCAAGCAUUGUCUCUGGAGGUUUAGGAAGCCCCUGUGAAGGUGGAAAGACCAGGACAUUGGCACAUAUCAAGGAGCAGACAAAAGCCAAAUUGUUUGCAAAACACCAAGCAAGAGCCCACUUGCUCCAGAAUAAAGAAAUGAAAUCCCAACAUGCCUCAAAGGAAGGUCCGUCAGCCUUGGAGAUCUCUGCCUCUUCUGAAACAAAGAUUGAAGGUUCUACUGGAGUAAUUAUAGUUAAUCCUAACUGCAGGUCUCCUAGCAACAAGUCUGCUCACCUUCGUGAAGCUACUGCUUUAUUGCAGCAGUCACUUAAUACUACUACUUUACCGGAAGCUAGUACUGACAUCUCUGUGCACAGUCCUGAUGAAAAUAUGCCUAUGUCUCAUUUGUGUGAGAAAAUUCUUUCAUCUACCUCUGCUGAAAGCAACAGUGUGUCAGUGCUAUAUAAUAAAAACUCAGUCCCCAUGUCUGUGUGUAGCACUGCUAUGUCGGGAGCAAUUAAGGAACUUCCAUUUGCAGCUUCUGUUGAUAAAUCCUCUGUUUUAAUGUCUGUUGAAGGUACAGACACAAAGGCUUGCAAUAUAAACAUGCUGAAAUCCAUCCAAGGGGCUGACACUCCGUGCAUUGCCAUCAUGCCAAAAUGUGUUGAGAAUCCUACUGCUCCAACCACAGUAGACAGUACAGUCUUGUCAAAUCCCAUAGAUGAAAAGAGAUUGCCAAUUGCAAGCAGCAAUGCAAACAAUGCUAUUUCUAGUCAAUAUACCACUGUGCCAACUUCAUCCAUUGCAAGUAAUUUGCCAAAUAAUCUGGUUGGUAGCUCAGUUCUGAUUCCUCCAGUGGGAUCUACAAAUAGAUACUCCAACGAUAAGAUAGCCAUUUCUGGGUGCAAUGACCCAAGUUCAUUAUCAAACACCACCUCUGUUAGGGCAGCUUUACAUUGCAGUGAUGCACUUCCAGCAGCAGAUUCUGUUGGCAGGACUUCCAUUUCAGUGUUUGCUGGUAAUAUGAUGACAGUAAAUUCUUAUGAGAACCCAGCCAAAAUCAGUGCUGAUGCUGUGGAAAGAAAUUCUGGAAUGAGAAGCCAAAUAGAUAUGUCUGGUAAAUCCUCAGUAGGUUAUACACAGGCACCCAUGAAUAGAUCUAUACCUUGUAAAGUCAUUGUUGACCACACAACAACAACAAUGAACUCAAAUUUGUCAUUGGGUACUUCUGUUGAAACCCCAGAAAACAGCACAGAUAUGCAAAGCAGGCCUGUUAGGACAGAAACUGCCUUACAAAACAUAGCAUGUCCUCAAGUGUCUGUCAUAAGUAGGCCGGAGCUGCUUACAAAUGAGAAUCUGGAGCACACCUCUGGCUUUUCCACUGUUACAGUGAAGCAAGAUGGCAAACCUUUGCAAGCAGCAUGUACCAGUCUUCGAGAAGUGCCUCUUGCGCCUCAAGACAAAAGACUUGAGGCAGUUCCUCCUAGCCAAGGAUUUUCUGAACAGUUACGAGGUCCUUUGGCUUUCAAAAAUGAAACAGAUGCUGUCUGUGCCAACCCAUACAACACCAAUAGCAGAAUAUGCUGGAAUGAUGAUGAGGCCAUGAACACUGACCAGUCUUUGGGCAGCCAUCUUAACCCAAAUAAGCAUAAAGACUACACCGAACAAAACUGUUUGAAAAAUGUCAAAAUUGAGCCUUCAGGCUUUGCACAUUUGAGUGAGAUGCAUUCAAGGAACAUUGUGACAAAUAUUGCCAUGCCCGUUAAAUCGGAAACUAAUGAAUCCGACAAAUGCUUUAGGAUGGACACUGAAGAUUUUGCAAGACCUGAAAUGUCUUUCCAGACUACAGAAAUGGCCGCAAGUGCACAGCCAGCACAAAGCUCCAAAGCAUCUGUUCCAGAUUCCAUGGAGAGCUCUUUGUCAUUGACAACAGAAACACUAAAAAGAGUUACAAGUGCUGGAAGCUCUAGUUGUCGUUUGUCAACAGUAGAAGCCAACAACCCUCUAGUGACACAGUUAUUGCAAGGCAACCUGCCAUUGGAGAAAGUGUUGCCACAGCCCAGGUUAGGAGCCAAGCUGGAAAUUAACAGGCUUCCCUUGCCUUUGCAAACUACCUCAGUAUGUAAAUCAGCAACAUCUGAGAGAAAUGUGAUUGAAAAUCCUUCCAACUCUCCAAAUACAGAUGGCAGAGGAUUUACAGCAACCAGUGUAGCCCCACUGCAAGUCAGGAAGCGUGAAAACCAUCCCAAAAAGAGGAUGGUGAGGACAGCAGGGGAAGUUAAAUGUGAGCCUGGGAAGCCAUUGAUGGACUCAGAUGUCAAAGUGGGUCCUUGUGCUGUCAGUUCCAGCAUGAACCAACUUGGUCAUAGUCAGCUGUUUAAACAAGAGUGGCCAAGCAAACAUGCUAUUCAAAGCAGAAUUUCACACAGCCCAGAGAUCAAGCAGCAGAAGAGGCCAUUGCCUUCAUGUAGUUACCAGCAGAGCCUAUUUAAUGUUGACAAAAAUGGCAGUUUCCAUGCAGAAGCAAGUACCUCACAUAGACAGCAUUUCUACCAAAUGCCAAUGGCUUCAAGAGGCGCUGUUCCUACAGCCGCUUUGAUGCAGGCAACAUUAAAGGCCCCAUCUGGCUGCAGUGCCUUUGCUUUCAGCAGGCACCUAGAGCAGAAGGGGUUGGGAGAGGUCAACAUGUCUACAACGCCUCACCAGCUGAGGCUAGGGAGUGUUUUCCCCCCUAACAUUCAAAUUAAGGAAGGUGAUGACAUUUCUAGUGCCUCACAGACUCUGCAGAAUAAAUCAUUAGUACAUCCCCCUCCACCUCUACCACCGCCCCCACCUCCCCCUCCACUGCCCCCACCUCCACCACCCCCUCCUCUUCCCAAUGCAGAAGCUCCAUCUGAUCACAAACAACCAGCAGUUACUAUGGAAACCACUAAAAGACUUAGUUGGCCUCAGCCGGCAAGCGUCUGUAGCAAUAUAAAAUCUGAACCCAUUUCUUUUGAGGAAGGUUUAAGCAGCAGCUGUGAGCUGAGCAUAAAACAAGCAUCUUAUGAUCAGAAUGAAGUAAAAGAACAGUUGAAAGCCUUUGCAUUGAAAAAUGCCGACUUCCCUUCCUAUUUACUUUCUGAGCCACAGAAGCCUUUUGCCCAAUUAACUGCUCAGAAAAUACAGACUCAGCAGCAGCAGCAGCCCCAACAGCAGCAGCAGCAGCUCUGUGGAAAUUAUCCUACUAUACACUUUGGUAGCACAAGCUUCAAAAGGGCAGCAUCUGCAAUUGAAAAAUCUAUUGGAAUUUUAGGAAGUAGUUCAAACACAGCCUCAAGCCUAUCUAUUCAGAACACUCAGAUUCCAGUUCAGAAAUUUGCUGACAGCAGCAGUGCAGAUGAGCUGGAACUGAAAUGCUCUUGCAGGCUGAAAGCCAUGAUCGUGUGCAAAGGCUGUGGAGCCUUCUGUCAUGAUGACUGCAUAGGCCCUUCAAAAUUGUGUGUUGCCUGUUUAGUUGUUCGGUAGAAUUUGAAGCCAAGAUGCAGGAUCCUUUGUUAGCAUGGGAGAGCAAAGCAAAAAAAAUGUAGGGACAACUGGAAUAUUUUAGGCCGUUUUGUAUCUGGAUACAAAAUGAUUCUGGGGAAACUUUUUUCUUUGGAAUUGAGUUAUUUCUGCUUGCAUGGCUCUCCCUGGAAAGAACAACCCCUUAAGAAAUGUGCACAAAAAACGUUAAAUCUUUCAAGCUUUCUUACUGUGUUAAAAAGUAAAAAAUAGCAUUUUCAUUUCUAUUUAUAUGCGCAAAGUGCAGGACAUGUUUUUCCCAUUUAUAAAGGUAACACAUCUUCCCAGUAACAGAAUUACACAUUAUAAUUUCUAGAUGUUUGCGCUUGAAACAGUGUAAGAAUGGAGAAGAACCCUAAUCAAUAAAGAAGAGACUAUGGGCAGAGAGAGUAAUAUUCUGCUACCACUUGCAGACCAUUGUAGCAAGUACUGUUUGACAGUUUUUGUAAUGAUGAGUGCAUUCUUGAAGCCACAGUUGCCAUCCAUAGUUGACUUAUAGGCAAAAAGGAGUGAAAUGUCAGUAGUUUGGUCUCUUGAUAAUCUGGUAUCCUGGAAGUGAUUUUAAUUAAGGCAGGUGUAAAGGAGUCUGACCACCUGUAAUAAAUUGGAAUCUACAUGAUUUUAGAAGUCCAGGGUGAGGGUGGGGAGAAUAAAUGCAGCUAUGAUAAUGUACUAGUCAAUUUUUCAUCCCCAAAUCUCACUCUAAAUUUGUCCUGAAGGGAGAUACUUAUCAUAUAUACAUAUAUGAACCAUAUUAUGUAAGCAACAAGCAUGUUCAGAGCAGUGAAAUUAUUUCAGUGGCCUAAAAUUAAUCUCAUUUAAUUCUGUCUCUAUGUAGAUCCCCCAAUCAUGUGAUUUACAGUCCUUCAAAAUAUGUUUACAGCUUGAUAUAUUUUAAAUUACCUUUAAAAUUUUACUUGUAACCACCUUUUUGUGUGUUAGAAAAUUCACACUACACGUAUUUGUAGGAUGGCUGUAGGAAUGAAGAGAUUUUAAAGGGAUCCCAAAUCUUUAAACUCUCACUAUUGUACUUAGUAGCAAUUUAUAUUGAUAGUUAUAUUCAAGACAUAUUAGCUGCCAAAAUAUUGGAGCAGAUAUGUGGCAAUUUGUGAGGGUUGGGUUUGUUUGUUUUUUCUCACUUAUAAGGAAAAUAUUGUAAAGGGAUAAAAAUGUGGAGCUUGACAAAAGGAGAUACUUGGUUAUCUUUAAAAUCAUUUUGUUUUUUUCCUAAUGAGAACACAAAACAUAAAGAUUAGGUCAAAAAUAUAGACUAGAAGUAACUCGCAUGCUGUCAUGGGAAUCUAACCAUCACAACGAAGUAAACGUGAGAGAAAUACAUUAUUCCUGCCCACACAGUAGAACCUUACUAAUGUAAUGCCUGGCAGUCCAUGCAAAAAAUUGGAAAUUCCUUCCCACCGCUCAUGAAAGAUUUAUAAUGGCAAGGUGCUGUACUGGCGUCUCCAAGUAUUGAUAUUUUACUAUGUGAAAUAAAUAGUGCUACAUUAUUUUUAUUCUAAACCAUUAGUGUAAUAAGGGUAAUAAAAUAUACUUUGCAUUGUAUUUGCUUAUCAUCUUUUGUUACUAAAUCAUAAUUCAUAAGCCUUCCAGGCAUUUGUACAUGCGAGUGAGUUUCUACUGUUUGGAAACCCACAUUUAUGUUCUCGUGGGACCAUAUUUAACAUGAAAUCUGCCAUUUCCUUUAAUUUUAUUUUAAUGAGCUGGAAUAGGUAGGACUUACAUUCCUUUAACCAGAGGUCAUGUGAUUUGACUGGAUUUGUUUUCAUAGCAAGACCUAUAGAUUGUUUUGAUAACCCUACAGAAUGAAGGGACUAGACAAUAAUUGCCUUACCAGAAUUGGUACUGAGAGGCGAUGUUAUGUUAUAGUUCAAAAGCACUCCUUUGUAGAGGAUUAAUACAUGCCUAUUUUCAGCACUUUCAGGUAUCCUUGAAAAUAUUUUUAAAUAUGGAUUUGAAAAGCAUGUUUUUUGUAAUGUGCAAAAUAGAUGACUAAAUGGAGUCAUUGUUAAACAUGUAUGUGCUUGCAUAUUUAGUUAAAUUUCAGAUUAUUUUAAAUUAAUAUUUUAUUAUCAUGAUUUAAACACAGUGGAUGAAAUCCCAGUUCCAGUAAAUUCCUAACAGCACUGGAGCCAGGAUUAUGUCUGAGUUAAGGCAGGGUAUAUUUCUUUCUUUUAUUAAAAUAACCACAGUGACCAGUUUUUAGAUAGAAUUGUGCCUUCUGUCUUAUGAACUGGUAGUAGUAAAAACAUCAUUUUAUUACCUCCAAAAACAUACUAUAAAAGUAUUUGGGCACAAUCUAGAGAAAGUUAAGCACUUAAGGCUGCAGUCCUCUGCAUUUUUACUUGAGAGUAAGCUGCAUUGAACUCAGUGGUCUUACUUCCAAGUAAACAUGCAUAGGAUUGGUCAGUCUCAUGGACUUAAAUGAGUUUUAGUAUGCCUGGCUUUCUCCCGUCUACAUCCAUUGUAUGGCUUUGUUGUGGCUGACAAAUGUUAACAGGAGUUUUAUAGUUCUGUUUUAAAUGUUGGAAUAAGGGUCAAAUGAGAUAUUAUGCAGAUAAUAGGCAGCAGAUUCAUUUGCUUAAACUUAGGAAUGCCACAAUCACAUAGAAAUCUGGAGUCUGGCUUUAACAGCAAAAGUAGCAUUCAGAUGAGGAACACUGAAUCCUUCGCUGCCUAUGACUUAUCUCCUUACAGCCUCUCCCACAGGGCACUUUUCCUCAGCUGAACUGCAAAACCAACAGUGAGACUAGCUGGGAGAAAGUUCUUGGGGGAGAGCAACAGCAGUGGGCAGGAGAGAAAUAAGCAGUGGGCAGGAGAGGAUUUAGCACUCUACCCUCCUGUGCUCCUUUUGCUGUUAAAAUCAGGCAAACACAUCCCUUUGCUUUCUACAUGACUUCAGCAGAUUCAGCUUUAAAUCUAUGGAACUGCUACUGUCAUCACUCAUUUGGUACUAAAGAUGCAGCUAAUGAUUGAAAAUUCACCCUUUUGGUUUUGAAUGCAUGCUUGUAUGAAGGAAGCAUGAUUGCAGUUAGUUUACUUAGCAUAUGAGAGAGUGUUCUUCACAAAGGGCAUUGCACAAAAUGGUGCUAUAUUUUAUUGUUCAUCCAAAUGUCUCCCUAGUGGAAUUCAAGACACUGUUUCUUUAUGUUGCACCUGGAAUUAAUUUCAUUAAACACCUGAUGGUGGCAGUAGUGGUUUAUGAUAAUUGUUCCUUAUCUAGAAGAAAACAAGUAUCCUGUUAGCAGUUUGUUACAUUACCUGUGUAUUCUCUGUCCUCCACCGCCCCCACCCCGCCCCCGCCAAACUUCAGCCUCAUGUCACCAGGACUCCCAUGAUAAUGCAAUUUAUGGCACUGAGGUUGGAAAGCUUACGCACUGAAGAAGAGCAAACGGGGGAAAGCAAUUUAAAAGCUCACAACAAUUCUGCAUGUGUGGUUGUGAUUGGACGGCCUGCACCGUGCACCUUUCAUCACAUUUAUUUUCAUUUCAAAUUGUCCCAGUAUUGACUUUUUGAAUUUCACAUACUUACUUACAUACUUCCUCCUCUCAGGAUUAUGGGCUUUAUAAAAGGAAAUGCAUGCACCCAUUCACACACCAAAUAAUUUUAAUGCAAUGGGCAAUAAACUGGAGGGUCCCUACAGGAGGUCUCUGAAAUUAUUAGGAGAUAUGAGAUAAGGGAUAUUGAGUAGUCAAGACAUAAUGAUUACUUUGCUUCUUACACAAGUAGACUAUUAAUGUGAGCAGUUAUUUUGGGGAGUUAGCCAGCUGUGCCAAUGUCUGCACCAGCUUUUAGCAUCCUAUUGAAUGAGACAAACUUACAGAAAAGUUUAACAGGAUACUAAAAGCAGCUUUAGUAUCCAGUUUCCCAUGGGUACACUGAUAUUUUGUGCAACAAAUACAUGAUGUGAAUGACGCAUUCAUAUCCCUAGAUAGAUACCUGCUUAAGUGCAUCUAGAGGCUCCAGUCCAGUUGGAACUCUGAGGCAUAUGUACAUGGGGAUUCAAAAACACCUUUCUAUCAUUUGUGUUUUACAUGGUGGCAGUGAGUAACGCCACUGCCCCCUUGAUAAAUACAGUUAUCACAAAGUGUGGAUCUUGCACAUGAAAAAAAUCCUGGAAGUGAAGUGCUUUCCAAGGAUAACUUACAACAAAGCAUGGGGGAAAGUGCAGAAUGCCCUAGUUCUUUUUCAUACUUUUGGCAAUAGACCAUAUAAAACUGAACAAGUGUAAAAGUAUUUAUAGUGUAUCAUCAUUCAUUCACCCAUGAGGGAAAAUAUAUAUGUAAAGAUUAAAAAAAAAAAAUCCAGAGUUUUUCCAGCUUAGUUGCAGCACUUUUUGAAGGAGAAAUUAUAAGACUCCAUUGUGUUCUUCCUGCCUUCUGAUAUUUUUUACACAUAUCCCUGAGGUCUGUAUGUAAUAUUGAGACAUUUGCUCUGUGUGUGUGUGUCCCUGCAAAGAGUUUUCCACACUGAAAUUCCCUGGUCCCUUAUCUGAAAUUAUGUAAAGACUUGGUGAAGUGGACACUCCCAAUUUUGUAUUCCAUCUAUCUGCUGUGGUCUAGUGCAUGAAAUUAAUUAAUCUGAAGAAGGAAAAAGGUUGAGCCAUAAAGCAAAAAUGUGUUUCCUCUGUACUAUAGGUUUCCUUUUUAAAGUGAUAUGUGUUGCCAGGGUAGGUUUUCAGGACCCUGGAAUUUCUUGCUCAGUUUUAAACUGGUGCAUAUGGUGCUUUAUAAUGCAGUUUCUAAAGUGAAAUGACCUUAUGCUGCAGCCCUUACAAACAUGCGCACAAUUUCAGAGAUGAUGUUUAUAGCCUCUGGUUUUGCAUAGUAUGGUGAAGGCCCAGGAUUAACACUCAAGACAAAAGAUCAGAAAUACCACCUAACAGGGGCAUCUUAGCUUACAUAUGUGAGGCUGUGCAUUAGACACUGAAUGACUUUUGGUGUGACAGCAUUAGUUCUGCACAACACUGGGGGAAAGACCAAUAACAUUUUUCAGUGGAUUAUCAUGGACCUGCGUAGCUAAAUGUUUCUGAAUUAAAGGGGGGGGGGAGAAUCCUGUUGUCUUCAGACAUCAUGCUUUGUCAUUGUAAAAACAACAAAAAUAGUAUUUUUAGUCUAAUUUAAAGGAGCUGCUUCUUUUAUAGCACAUAUUUCGCUUUGUACUAUAUUUGAUAGUUAAAAGAUAAUUUAGCCUGUAGAAUACUUUGUUGUAUUUGUACUGUUCAUGAAUGUUACAAGAAAAGUGCUUUACUUUGUUGCCAUAAUUCUCUUGUACUGCUGUAAAAAAAAAAUUGUUCCUGCUUUACAAAAACCUAAAUCGACUGACAUUUUCGGUACCAGGUUUUGUAUGUUUUUUUUUAAUUUGUCAGUAUUUUGAAUGUUUACAUCUCUUUGACACUAGCCAUUCAAUGCCUUUUUAAGGGUAGUGUUUCUCCUGCCCAGGAUAAGAGCAAUGUGAAAUCAAAUCAUAUCUAACUUGCAUGAGGAACAUAACAUUUGUGUAGACUGGGGUAUUCCCCAUCAUGCAUAGAUAUUUUGCAUCUAUAUAUAGAAUAGAAAACCUCCCUUCAGUCCUCUACCAAAGAAAAAAAAACCCAUAGGAUAAAUUCUUCAAAUUCUCAGAAGGGGGAGCAGUUGAUUUCAAUGGCAUUGCUACGGUUUACUGUUAUGCUUGCUUUAUUACCUGACUAAAUGUGACUGAGUGUUUUUUUGUUUGUUUUUUUUUUAAGAGUGUUUGGUUUAGAAUUCAGGGAUCAUGCUUUCAUCAAUGGUGCUGUUUGUCUUUCUUUUUAAAAAAGAAACAUGUGUCGCAUACAAAAGUGACUGAUCACAAGACUAUAAAACUAAAUGAAAAAGAUUGGUUCUGUCUACAUGUUUGCUCUCUACCCUCCCAAUCCCCUGAAAAUAACAAGUUGGGCUUCAAUAUUAAAAUAUUCUAAAGAA